Molecule: messenger RNA, 1017 nt
Organism: Monoraphidium neglectum
Lineage: Eukaryota; Viridiplantae; Chlorophyta; Chlorophyceae; Sphaeropleales; Selenastraceae
Exons: 4
Coding region: 1-1017 (338 amino acids)
Source: RefSeq, a predicted model, not a curated record
AUGGCGUCCAUGACGUCCCUUCUGGCGGUUCUCCACCUGGCCACCCUGGCCGACAUCCUCAAGCGCAUUACCUUGGUUGGCAAGACCACCACCAUGACGACCGCCGAGGCCAGCACCGCCGACGCUGCACCCUCUGCUGCCGCCACGUCCCCGGCGCCCCUGCCCUGCGCAAACGAGUGCGCGUCGACGGACGCCUCCACCCCCGACCACGUCCCGCACGCCGCCGCCGCUGACGCACCCCCGGCCUCCAAGGCCGGCUGGUUUGUGCGCGCGGUGUCCGGCCUCAAGGACAAGUGGCGCGCCGUGACAGUCGCCGCCGCCACCAAGGCCCCUGCUACCCCCAAGACGCACGCGCCCACGCCGCGCGCCGCCAGCGCCACCUCCACUUCCAGCCGGAGCACCACCACCGCCCAGGUCACCGCCGCAGCCCCGGCUGGUGACACCGCCUCCGCCCCCGAGGCCCCCAAGAAAGCCAGCUGGCUUGCGCGCACCUUUGCCGCCGCAAAGGCCAAGUGCGGCGCUGCGAGUGACUCUGCAGCGGCCUCGUGGCGCGCGACCGCCGCCAAGGCCUCGGCCGCCCUCACCCCCAAGCGCAACGCGUCGCUGAAGAAGUGCCGCAGCGUCAAGGCUGACGCCGCGAACUCCUGCCUGCUCUCCAGUCCUGCGGUCGUUGCCCCCAUUGCCGGCCCCAACGGCAACGUCACUUCCAACUCUGCCACCGCUGACGACGCCGCCGUGCUGGUGACCAUCAACGCCUCCACCGCCAGCGAGCUCGCUGCGGCAGCCCUCAAGCCCAGCCCAAAGGCUGACACAACGGCCCCCGCCGAGGCGCGCUCCGGCCUCUCGGCCAAGGCCUGCGACGCCGAGCCCGUCACCGCCACCACCGCCCACAAGGGGCGCAUCGGGGCGGCGUUGAAGGCCAAGCUUGCACGCCUGUCGUCGCGCCGCAGCCGCAGCCGCCCUGACCAGGCGGCGGCGACAGAGGCGAUUGGGGGCGAGGCAGCUAGCGCCCGUUGA